CAAAUAUGAAAGGACUAAAUGAUUAUUUACGCUGGUAUAGGUACGUGCCCGUACAACCAUAUGUAUACAUUUUUACACGCCAUUACCCUGAAGAAUUAAGCUAAGUGCUGUACAUCAAUAAGAGCGAACCCUAUCAGAUAAAACGUCGUGAGCGAUAACGUAAUGUCUGACUCAUUGUAAAUGUAUCGCUCGAUGGGAAAAACAACUACACAACAACCAAUAAGGAUAUGUAUGCAAAUAGGUAAAAGGAAACCUUGAACCGUUUGAUAGUCAUGUUCAUAUGAGAUGUUCAUCGCGGACGUGUUAGCUGGUCUACAUGCUUCCGGCAACAUGUUGCAUGAGUGGCAGCCGAUAUUGAAGUGGUUGGCCAUUGUUGGACUUGUGCCAUUUGCCAACAACGGGAAACGUCAACUCCAGCAUUGGCAACGCGUCUACACAUUCAUCAUCCUGGCGGUGAAUUGGAUUCUAACUGCCUAUGGUAUCUUCGAACAGCCAAUGGAUGACGAAGUGCUGGUAUCCAAUUUUGUCAGCGUUAUGGUUUUUCUCAGUCAAUGUAUAGCGCUGACCGUCUGCCUGUUGGAGGGGAUGUGCACCUAUCGUCUACAUUUCGCCUUCAUGCAGCAAUCACAGCGUAUUGUGUGGCUCUUUUAGCAACGCCUGCAAACCGGUCUGUGUCGUUGGAGUUUGCGGCGUCGCCAACGUUUCAAAUAUAUGUGCUACUUAUGUGUCGCCUAUGGCAGCCUGUCGAUAUCGAUGGUGGUCAUUUGGUUCAAAUACUACUACGGUUACUUUUGGUAUGCGUUUGGUUGCAUUCUGGUGUUGCGUACCCGCUGCCUGUUGGCCAUCAUCUAUAUGGACUAUAUCGAUUUCUAUAUGGCCCAUUUGAGUAUGAAGCUGCGUUCGGUAGUCAACUGUCGUAUGCGCAAGCCGCGCUUGUGUUUAGAUGUCAAUUAUAAAAUGUUGGAAUCCUUCGAUUAUUUGUUGCAGCUGAAAUUGGUGUAUGGUGAGAUAAAUAAAUUAACAGCUAUGUUCGAUGAUAUAUUCGGUUGGUCGCUUUGUGCUUUAUUAACGGUUAUUUUUCUGGAUAUUACCGUCAAUUCGUACUGGACGUUUCUAACAUUAUCGGGUGUUUACGAAUUCUAUUUCCUAUACUUAACCAUGUCAACGGCAUUUCCACUGGCAACCGUUAUCAGCUUUGUAUGCCAUGCUGGGGAGAACUGCAAGCAGCAGGGCAUUUCCAUGGGAAUUUUGGUCCAGCGAUUAUUGAAUAGCAGAUACAAAUAUACAAAUACAAAAACCUACAAUGAUUUGCUAUUCGAAUUUGCUAUGCAAAUGAAGCAAGAUCCAAUGGUGAUAGUGAUUAAAGAGUUUGUGGUUGUGGAUUUGCGGCUACUUAUGAAGAUUUUUACCGCAAUAGUAACAUAUUUGGUAAUACUAUUACAAUUUCGAUGGACUUAUCCCGAGGAUUACGGAGAUGUGAACUGAGACAUUUUUGAAGCAACAAGAUAUAUAUAUCAUUAAGGGGCAUUUGCAACUAUAAUGUACAUUUGUAUACGAAAUAUAUUAUAUACGAGGCUAUAUUAUGUGUAUAAGAG
This is a messenger RNA of Bactrocera oleae (olive fruit fly), 1595 nucleotides long. It is a transcript of the gene Gr39b, whose product is annotated as Gustatory receptor 39b. NCBI's taxonomy places the organism in Eukaryota, Metazoa, Arthropoda, Insecta, Diptera, Tephritidae. The record is from RefSeq and is a predicted model, not a curated record. Gene Ontology annotation, biological process: sensory perception of taste; male courtship behavior; chemosensory behavior. Gene Ontology annotation, cellular component: membrane; dendrite; neuronal cell body.